AUGAAGAACAGUCUAUUAUUCUUUUUGAUAUUGAAAUUGGCCUUGGGAGCCAUAACCUGGGAGAUGGUACUUUCAAAUCAAACUGAUCUUUAUCAAUACUUCAACCUAGUAAGAUGUUUAGCUGCUAAUGAACCCACAUCUAAUAGUACAAUUGGAUUGGACCAUGACAAUAUACUAAGUAUAGAUACUACAACUCAAGAUCCUGACCAUGCAAGCUUUGUGUUUGGUUACUGCUGGAAAAACUAUGGUAGAAUCCUGUUGCAUCACACCAAUAAUAAUUCAGAAAACUACAUCAUUCAACCUAUUCACAUAACAGAAACUCUAGAUGGUCAUGAAAUGUUUAAAUAUUGCAGAAGAGGAGGGCGUGUUAGUGCUAGAGAUACAACAUUUAGUGGGUAUGGUUUAUAA
Molecule: messenger RNA, 408 nt
Organism: Hansenula ciferrii
Lineage: Eukaryota; Fungi; Ascomycota; Saccharomycetes; Phaffomycetales; Wickerhamomycetaceae
Exons: 1
Coding region: 1-408 (135 amino acids)
Source: RefSeq, a predicted model, not a curated record